Morus notabilis is the source of this 2046-nucleotide messenger RNA. Its product is annotated as protein PLASTID TRANSCRIPTIONALLY ACTIVE 14. The record is from RefSeq and is a predicted model, not a curated record. NCBI's taxonomy places the organism in Eukaryota, Viridiplantae, Streptophyta, Magnoliopsida, Rosales, Moraceae. The transcript is spliced from 13 exons. The coding region runs from base 94 to 1587 and encodes 497 amino acids. Gene Ontology annotation, molecular function: protein-lysine N-methyltransferase activity; protein binding. Gene Ontology annotation, biological process: thylakoid membrane organization; plastid transcription; chloroplast organization. Gene Ontology annotation, cellular component: plastid-encoded plastid RNA polymerase complex; chloroplast thylakoid.
UCUACUUCCGUCGAGUGGUGUCGUCGUAGAAUAGAAAUAUAGAUUAGUUUUACUCACACUCUCUUCUCUCUCUCUCUCUCUCUCUCUCCUCAAAUGGCUAUGGCCUCCUCUUCUGUCUCUCACUGCCUCAUCUCUAACCCCUCUCUUCAGUUGAAGAAGAAGGGUUUUCUUGGUCAUGGAUGGCCAGGCGGAAGACCCACUUACUCGUUCUCCGACGACUCAAACUCAAAUUCAAAGAAUUCAAAGAAUUCCGGCAUUCGGCCCAUGAAGAUCAACGCAACUGCUCAGGCUCCUCCAUUUCCACUUCUUCAGCCUCCCAAAGUUGAAGAUUCUCCUUCUGAGUGGGAGCCAGCAGACCCUGAUUUCUACAAGAUAGGCUAUGUUAGAAGCAUGAGAGCUUAUGGAGUUGAAUUUAAGGAAGGCCCCGAUGGCUUCGGAGUCUAUGCUUCCAAAGAUGUCGAGCCGCUUCGCCGUGCCAGGGUUAUCAUGGAAAUCCCACUUGAAUUGAUGCUAACCAUAAGCCAGAAGCUUCCGUGGAUGUUUUUCCCGGAUAUCAUCCCAGUGGGUCAUCCCAUCUUUGAUAUUAUCAACUCAACCAAUCCAGAGACAGAUUGGGAUCUAAGGUUAGCAUGCCUUUUUUUGUUUGCUUUUGAUCGUGAGGGUAACUUUUGGCAGUUGUAUGGAGACUUUUUACCUGGUGCCGAUGAGUGUACCAGUCUUCUUCUAGCUUCAGAGGAGGAGCUCUUGGAGCUGCAGGAUGCCAAUCUUGCAUCAACUAUAAGAGGACAGCAGCGUCGAGCAUUAGAAUUUUGGGAAAAGAAUUGGCACAACGGUGUACCCCUCAAAAUUAAGCGGCUUGCUCGAGAUCCUGAGAGAUUCAUUUGGGCAGUGAGUAUUGCACAAUCACGAUGCAUAAACAUGCAAAUGAGGAUCGGGGCACUUGUUCAAGAUGCAAAUAUGCUAAUUCCUUAUGCCGACAUGUUAAACCAUUCAUUCCAGCCAAACUGUUUCUUCCAUUGGCGUUUUAAGGAUCGCAUGCUCGAGGUGAUGAUAAAUGCUGGACAGCGGAUUAAAAAAGGCGAUGAGAUGACCGUCAAUUACAUGAGCGGGCUGCAGAAUAACAUGCUCAUGCAAAGAUAUGGGUUCUCCUCACCUGUGAAUCCAUGGGACGUGAUCAACUUCUCCGGCAAUGUGCGUAUUCAUUUGGAUUCGUUCUUGUCAGUAUUCAACAUAUCUGGUCUUCCUGAAGAGUAUUAUCACAACACAGGUGAACUAUCUAAUGAUGGGGACACAUUUGUUGAUGGAGCGGUUAUUGCAGCAGCAAGAAGACUGCCCACUUGGUCGGACGGCGAUGUGCCUCCUAUCCCGAGUGUUGAGAGAAGAGCCGUGAAGGAGUUACAGGAAGAAUGCAAACAGAUGCUUGCUGAGUUCCCUACCACCUCUAAGCAAGACCAGAAUACGCUAGAUUCAAGUCCGGAAGCUAGUAGAACGCUCGAAGCGGCAAUGAGGUAUAGAUUGCAUAGGAAGUUGCUAAUAGAGAAAGUCAUGCAGGCAUUGGAUAUUUAUCAAGAGAGAAUAUUGUUCUAAUAUAAGUUAUCAUUCACGUAGACCAAAAAAAAAAAAAAAAUGAGAAGUGUUUUCCGAUGGAAAAAAAAAAAUGAUGAUAUUUGGUUAUGGACUGGAGUUGCUAAACUUAAGCUCCAAGGAGCGAGGGUAAAAAAGAAAAAGAAAGUUGUAAACUCAUAAAUAUUGACGCAAAUGGAAGUGAUUGAGGUAGCAAGAUAUAUAAAAGUAUCAAUUACAACCUUCCUUUGUCUUGUGCUCUGGGUGGUGUUGCCUCGUUUUACAAGGUGAAGGGUUCAAGGAUUGUGUAGAGGAGAAGACAAAAGCAUUUUAUUUUUGGUUAAAAUUAAAAAGAGCAGAAGGAAAGUUUUAGUUGCUUUUCCAAUGAGAGCAUAGGGAAAAUUAGACGAGCUCUCCUUGUAUUUUUCAUGUAUUUGUAGAAUUUAUCAGCCUUCACAUUUGAAUUUUUGGUUUUAAUGUUGU